GGUACACAAGGUCACUUGGCUGUCAAGGUUUUCUUGUGUUUCGGAAUAUGUAACUGUGCUUCUGUAGUUUGUUUGGCUUACUGAUACUUCAUUAUAUGUACAUAAUGCAGCCAUUUGUUCAUGUGUCUCCAGAAAAGUCCAGUGAGAGGAAUCUUGUUACCAGUGUUAUGGGUGCUCUAAGUGAUUAUAUGCCCAGGAAUCAGUAUCGUACGUGUGGCUCCACAGAACAGGUGUUUAGCGUGAAAUUUGAGGAAUGUGACGCAAGCAGAUGUAACCACGCCUACUCUACUGUCUUAUCUCUAGUCACUUGUAAAGGAUCAUACAUAUGGGGAAUUUCGGUAAUUUUCUUCCUUAAACUAACAUCUUAGUUUGGUGGUAAUGCCACCCUACUGUAUGCAGAGAGAAAUACAUGUACAAUAGACCUUAAGCUGCUCCCUACUCCUUCACGUAGGUGUUUUUAAUUUAAUUAGUCUUGUAUUUAAGAUACUGAUGAUUCCUUGUUUUCCAGCAGACCUCUUAUGGCUAUCUGUGAUACGUUCAGUUGUGCAUCUUCUCAUUGGCAGGUGCGGUUUAUUUCUUUGUGCAAUCGCAAAGUAGUUUUGUCGUAUUACUUAGAGUCGAAAGCGCUCUCAGUAGAUGCAAACGACAGAUUUGUUGUAGUAACACGAACUGAUUCAAUAACGGUAUUCUCAGCACUAACUCUUACAGAACUCUAUACGAUAGCAUGUGUAAAAUCAAAACUUUGGCCAGAUCUCUUACCGAAAAGUGUACCUUCUUCGCUUGGGGUUCGUUGGUUGGCCUUCGCAGAUUCUAAGCCUGUCUACCAACAUUUGUCCCGAUGUGGCGACGCGAGUACAGAUGAGUCACAACCUUUAACUACAACAGUAUUGAGUAUGAAUAAGCGUCUUUGGGAAGGGAUUUCGGCCCUGGCUACUUCAGUUGUUUCUAGUUCAUUGGGUCCGAAUUCACCAAAUUUGCGUAAUAAUCAUCUUGAUUCUCAACAUCAAGUCCCACAAACAACUUUAUCAGAUUCGUUUCCACAACAUGGAUCUAGUCUAAUUACUUCAGAGGUGAAUAACUCAUCCAUAUCACCCGGUUACGUAACAAUAAUUGAUUUGCAUACAUUAAAUUGUGAACAUGCGACUUUGCGAAAACUUGAAGAUGCUACGGCAUCAGUUCGUUUAUGUUCUGCUGGUUCAAAUCUCUCUGACUCAUCAAAUCAAUAUAAUAGUACUAAUCAAAGAGCUCAGUCAUGCUCUCCAAAUAAUCAACACACAAGUAUUAAAAUGUCAGGAGUGAAAUACUUGAAUGUUCAUGAAUUUGGUGGGUCGGGAGCCAUUGUUGCUCAUUUCAUGGCUCAUCGUUGGGCUGGUGUUGCUCUCUUAAAGUUUGAUCCAUCUGGAAGUCUCUUGUUCACUGCGUGUAAACGGGGUCACUCAUUCAAUUUAUUUCGUAUUGCUAAUCAUCCGUUUGACCAGCGUCAAACUGCUGUACAUCACUUAUACAUUUUGGAACGUGGUAAUUUACCAUGUGAGAUUGUGGAUGCUACUUUCUCUCAUGAUUCUCGGUGGGUAGCUGUGAGCAGCAAUCAUGGGACUACACAUGUUUUCCCUGUUACUGCUUAUGGAGGUCCGAUAACUGUUCGUACACACACUCGACCUCACGUUGUGAAUCGUACUUCGAGAUAUCAUAGAUCAUCUGGUUUAGAAGAGUAUCAUCUAACUAGACCACAACCUGAGAGAAGUGCAACUGAGUCAACUGGAUUUAGCGGUAACUCCUCUAGCAAUUCUAUCAGUAUUCCGUGCCAAAUUCCCCAGUCUAGUUCUAUGAAACAUCCUUAUACUAUCCGUAGUCAGUCGUCUGGUUUCGCAUCUGGUGUGUCUAGAACAACUUCGAAUUUUUGUCAAACUGCACCAAUUGCAGGUUUUGCACCUCAAUGCCCUCAUCUAGGAUUCACAGCUUUCAUGACUCCUCUCAAGGAAACUACUGACUGUGGUAUUAAUGAGGGGAGUUCAAAUUCUUCGUCGAUUCUCUCUGGUGAUUCAGCAUUGUCUGAUGCAUCACACUUUUUUCACGCAUUCAAAUCCAUUUUCUUCAAAAUCAUCAGUGGUCAUCUUCAUGUUUCUGAACAGCCUACUAUGUUGUUUCUAAAUAGUGAAGGAUUAUGUGCUUGUCCACCGAACGCGUUGUAUAACACUACUAAUUCUCGGUUACCUCCCUAUCCAGAACCUUGUCGAGUUAAAGCUGAAGCAAGAUUAAAACCAUCUAGUGGUAGCAGUGUGACAUCUAUUGCUCGAGGCGCCGCCAGUAGUGCUUUUGAAGCCGUAACACCUAUGAAAAAUAUAAAUGCGGUAAUAGUUAAUCGUCACUUAUCAUCUGUUAAAUCAUGCUAUUCUGAUCCUAAUCAUGUUCACUGCCCUGAAGUUUGCACAUAUACACAGUUGCCAGCUAGUGCAGCAUCUCGUUCUUCUUUUCAUUCACGCAAGCAUACUCGGCGUCACAGAAGUGGGCAAUCACUUCAAAAUUUGAAUCAAGAUAUAUCUAGUCCAACAAGUAAUAGUGUUAGAGCUGCACGUUUUGGACCUCCUGUAUGUUUCCUUCCAAAUCAACUUCGUCUAAAUAAUGUAUCUUCAGACUAUCGUAGUGACCCAUAUGUCGGAAAGUCUCGUGCUGUAGAUGCAUUAUUUAUUUUGACAGCCGAUCUUCGCUUAAUAGAAUACGAUUUAUGUGUUAGUGCAGAUGAUACAGCUACAGUCGGUGGGAAAUUAUAUCAGGAUGGUUCAAUUCGUCUAGAUUGUGUAUCUGUUGGCGAAUGGAAUUUACAUACAGAUGCUGUGUACCUGCCUCCAUUUCCUAGACAGCAUCCACUUAUUUUAGCCUCGUCUACACUUCAAGCAAGAUGUAAAACAAAUAGGCUUAAAUCGGAUUAUGUUUCUAAUUUAAAGAUGGAUGGUCGAACUGAAAUUUCAUUAGAAUCUGAUAACAAUCUGUCGUCCAUAUCUACAAAUUACGAAAAAGUUAUAUCAACGUUGAAAUCCAGUUUACCUCCAGCUAAUAGCAGUCAAAUGAAAUCUGGAUUGUUAGAAAUAAAAACAAACACCGAAGAUAAUAAUAAUAAUGACAGUAAUAAGAACAAGAAUGAUGAAGAUGAUACAGAUGAUAAUGUCGUCACUCCUGCUGGAUGGACUGCUGAAGAUGUUGCUUCUUACUGGUAUAGUCAAGUUGAAAUAACUACACAUUUAGGACCAUUACGUCGUGUUUGGAUGGGUCCACAGUUUACUUUUCACACUUAUUCAAAACAACGUGAUUGGAGUGGUUGUGAUCUACGGCUUUCAUCAUUCAAUAGUUGUAGUUCUUCAGAUAAUAACAAUAUACCUAGUACCACACAAAUUGGCUCCAUUGGAGGGAGUCUAAAAACAGCAUUACAUCCUACUCUUUUAGAAGCAUUCACAUUAAAUGCACCAUUUAUAUUGCCGCCUAUAGUAGAUAUGACUAAUGAGUUAUUAAUUAAAGAUCGGUAUCCUGGCACAUUCAUACCAUCAUCACAUGGUUCCAAUAGUAGUUUAAAUAUGAUUCCAUAUCAAGGUUCUUCUUCAACAUCUACCUCCUCUGUUCAUGCUUUUAUUCAUCCGCAUCCUCAACAUCAUCCAAAUAUCGCUUUGGCCACAAUUAAUCGGAAUACCACUUCAUCCAAAACAAUUAUGUUACCAAGGCUACCAUCAGGUUUAUUAUUGGAUUCAAAUGCUAAUUUCAACAGUGCACAGUUAAGAUGGCGUAAUUCGUCAGGUGAACCAACUCGUCCACUUAGUAUUGCUGGUGGUUUUGGACCAAGUGGUGAGGCGAUUGUAAUUGAAGGUGGGAGUUAUCAAGACUCAAGUUUGGGUAGUUCUUUAUCUAGUUUAGUUGGUCGCGGUACAGAUGAUUUGGCUCAGUCGAUUGCUGAAGCUAUACAAGAUGAGGAAACUAACUGGAAUGCAGAUAAAAGUUCUACCAAUCUACCACAAUUGUCAAGUGUUAACAGUAAUCGUGGUGUAUGGCAGUUCAGUGUUAAAUCUACUACCGUCUCACCGGGUUCAACUAAUAUUAGUGGAGGCAGCGGUCCAGGAUUAUUUCGACUGCCUGAUACUGGUAAUAUUCCAGUUCAUUCGUUAUUAACAGAAGCUGAUUUCCCCAGUCAAGAUACUUCACCAUCAUCAGCUAUUGAUAAUUUUUCACCAAAACAUGAAUUGUUAGACAAUUCAUUGAUUAAAAUGAACAAAAAUUCUAAAAGAAAUGAAACAAAGAAUAACAAUACAAACAUUAUUUAUCCAAAUGAAAAUGUAUCAUCAAACGUUAAUUUAUUGACAAAUAAGAGUGUUAAACGGAGACAUGGUAAAAAAAAGUCAAAAAUGAAACGUCAUCCUGUUGUCAUUAGUGAUGAGUUCACUGCUCCAACUUCAGCAGUAACAAUAACAAAUCUUUAUCCAUCAGGUUAUGAAAGUUUAAGCAGUUCACCAAUAAUUCAAAAUUUGUAUUAUAAUUCUUCAGAUUUAUCAACAUUCUCAUUACCAGGUGAUUUACAAGUCAAUACAACAUAUGACAGUGAUAAUAAUAUGAUGAUGAUGGCUAGUAGUCUAUCCAAUCUUCCUUAUAAUCAAAAUUCAUUGGUCGACAAUGAGAAGAAUACUAAGUCAAGUAUGGAAACAUUUCAAAUUGAAGAGAAUUCACAAAAUAAAGUGGAGAAUUCUAACAAGAUAAAAAAUUUCAAUGCUGUUAGUGAUAAUGAGAGUGAUAAAAAUUGAUAGGCAAAAAAAAAUUGGACAAACUGAUGAAAGCGAUGGAUAGAAUUAUCAACCAAACUAUUUAUUGUGUACAAAGCAUCUGCUUACGCAAUAUUUAAUUCAUAAUAAUAAUUAUUCAUGAAGUUCUGUGUCAUUUGAAGAAGCUUUUAAUGAAUCUUAUGAUGGAAUAACUGAAUAAUAUAACACACAUUUGCGUAGGAUAGAUAAUUUUUGUUCCAAUAUAAAGUUGUAUCCUUUUCUAUUGAACCAUUAUGAAUCAUAACAAUUACACGUUCGAUUGAUAUUUCAUUUAUUCACAUCUGUUUAUGUACCCAGGUGCUAUUUUUCUACUAUUUAGAUGUCAUGCCUCUUUUUCGAAUUUAGGAUUUCAUUUUAUCCGCUUCCUCCAGUUUACAUUCUUUCUACAAUAAAACACUUCAAAAUAGAAAAGAGAUAAGCAGAUUUCUGUCCAUUUUAAAGCCAUUCUUUUUGUAUUAUUUCGCUCCUAUCAAUCAACCUAUUAACACAACAGAAAAGCAAAAUACUUCUUGAUCAUGACUAACACUGCCGUUAUUUGUUUAUUUUCUCGAAUUGCUUUCUUCCCACCAUAUUAACAAAACAACACAUUCAUCCAUACUGAUAACCUAUAUUUUGUUUUGCUAGCUUUUGUUUGCCAUCUUUCUGUUAUUUUUGUGUGUAUGUCGGUAUUAUUCUUCGUUGCUUUUUGUCCCCGGUUACGGUUAAAACGUGUAGCCUGAUAUUCCCUCUUUCUCUUCGUAUGCACACAAAUUUACUUAUCUGUAAAAUACGUAAUGGACAAAAUAUAUUCGAAAGUGUAAUUAAUAUCCGUUGAACGUUUCUUUUCCACUCCUUUAUUCCUUUUGUGCGCCAGAAUAUCUGUUUUACUACAUUUUAAGGUUUCUUUAAAAGUAUAAAGAGAUUGAUAAUAAUAUUAUUGUCAUUCUAGCAAAUAUAUAAAAGAUAUAAAAUAACAAGUUUCGUUCUCAGUAAAGUAUUUAUUUGAACCAUGAUUUUAUGAUAUGUCAUAGACGUGUAUUGAAGCGUAUACGAAUAUUUAGUCAUCAGCUCUUCAGCUAAAUUGUAUAAUACAAUUAAGAAAUACUAAAUUUUGAAGGUAGACAGUAAUUGGUUCGAAGUAUAAAUCUCUAUCGGAUAUAAAGACGUUUGUCACUUGCUAUUUUAUCACACUGUGGAAGGGUACUUCUCGAGAGACUUGAAAAUGAAACUAAGUUGACAGUGAUCGUGAAUAACUGUGGGGUGUGUUAUUUUUUAGGUCGACCUUUCUUAGCUCCCCUCUGUCGUAGUGGGGAGACGUUCAUUUUAUGAGGGAAAAUCCUUAUUGUCACACCCCUGUAAAGUUGACAGUACAACUUCGCCCUCUGACUUGAAGUUUGCAGCUUUUAAUCUUAACGAUCUCCAACCCGGGUGGUGUGGUAGGGCUUAAUGUAACGAGAGUUUCAGCCAAUAUAGCUCAGUCAGGUCAUCAUGAUAGGAAAGCUCCAACCGUACGCCAAAGUAGGGGCUACGCCCAGUUUUAUUGUGAAAUUGAAACCCGGACCUCGGGUCAAAUAAAUAUCACACAACAGAACCACUAGCCGAGUGAUUGGACAUAUUAAUGGAUUAAAGUUAUUAUGUCCAUAAUGGUGUAACUGCGUUGCUUAUUAGAUAAUUAACUACUAGUCAAGAAGACAAGUAGGAAGCAAAAGACAAAUAUUGACCGUCCGCUUGACAUUAAAAACUCAGUGUGGGUUAUGAGUUAAUGGUCUUAUCAUGUGGCAAAUCUCCAACGUAAUUUGUCAAGAUGCUUUUCUUGAAGGUGUAGUACAGUUCCACUGUCACCUAAUGUAUAUUUUUUUGAAUUGUUAUCUCACAAAAUAUGUUAACUUUUUCCAUAUUGGAUAUACACAGAGAGACUUAAUUUCUGGAACAUAUAAUGAUUUGACAAAAUAGUCGAAAUCCAUCACUAACCAAUAAAAUUCAAACAUUUCCAGGAUUUGACAAGUAACGUUGGAGCAAGUCGUCAUUUCAAGUAAAUACUUCAAAUAAGUUCCAUGUUUUUUUAUUGGUGUGAAAAAAAUGCAAGUAGGAAAUGGCUAUUGGGUACAAACUGAAUAUUUUGGAUGAGAAAUUUAGUGUAUGAUUAGCCAGAGAUUAUGUAAUUAGUUGCUGAGGUGGUCUCGUCAUCAAAGUUAGCUAUUCAGUCUAUUUAUUUUAGCCUGAAAAUCCCCAACUUAAAUUCCUACACCAUCAGUAAACGUUGCUAGAUUUUUCAACGGUAAAAAGUCCACGACUAUGUUGUUUUGGUGGUAUGAAAAACGGGACGAGAAAAGCUUAACCUCUGCUCAUUCAGUCUCUUUCCGUGACUGACGGUAAGACCCUUUGAGAAAUGAACAAAAGUUCACCGCAGUUGCAUUAAGAUAUGUUGCCUACUACUGACCUAGAUUGGUUAGCCGCUUGCAGACAGAUUUUCCAGUGAUUGCAUGGACAAAACCCUCUUCUUGUCCAAUUGUUCAACCAACAGGACCAAACAUUGCCACUCCUUUACGACCCUAAUUUUCCUUCUCCACCUCCGACAAAAAUACUUUAAUUUCUUACAAGUCUGUGACCGCACCUUUUGAAGCCAGUAUACCGACUGCGUGUCGUAAUUGACGCACGCAUGCUACUCUAAGUCAGCCAGUCAACCCCCGACUAAAAUUUUUCCACCGCGGGCCAUGUCGUUUAUGAGACGAAUGGACAGAAGUACUCGUUCAUUUAAUUCCAUCCAACCAGUGCAGUUCACUCUAUAAGUAUCCGAGGAUUAGGUGACCUUGUGUGGAUGUAGCUAGAAGUGUAACAAGACAGACAGCGUAGUUACUGACUGGAUCCAAAUCGCCUAAUUGGAGUGUAUUUGCAGUCAUCUCAGGUUCUGUCUCCGCCCUACCUACUUAGAUUUGAACAACCAUGUGGGAUUACUGGCCCUUAAAGUUUAAAAAAAUGGUUUGGAGCUACAUCUGCAGACUACUGCUUAGUGAGUUUAAUAUGACCGUUCAAUAGAAUCAGUGGAAAAUUACUGCUGUUUGUGAGGUAAC
Molecule: messenger RNA, 7849 nt
Organism: Schistosoma mattheei
Lineage: Eukaryota; Metazoa; Platyhelminthes; Trematoda; Strigeidida; Schistosomatidae
Source: the annotation of a GenBank genome assembly